AUGAGCCCUAUUGCAACAGACCAGAUCCAGCCGGUGCGUCCUGUUCGUGAACAGACAUCGACCACACCGAGCGCAACAAACAGACCGCCGGGUAUGAAUAUACGCGAUAUUGCAGAAACCAUUCUUGGCAAUCGUACGCCAGCGUAUGACUCAACAGCAGCGGCUCAGAGACAAUCGACCCCUGGAGCAUCCUCUCUUGCGGCUUUGCCAAACGCGCCCUCAAACCUGAGGAAUAUACUGCAAGCUGUUACGGGUACUCAUUCUAAUGCAUUAGCCACUCACAGCUACCUUGCAACUGCGAAGACGAAUGGAAAAGGGACAAGACAGCGGAGGCAACCUGUUCCUCCGCCAAAUGAUCCCAUCGCUGAAGAAGCGAGGAAAAGACUCCAAGAGUUCCGAGAGCAGGCAGCGGCUCGCCGAGAAUCAGACAGAAUGUCACGCGAAACAGAAGCUGCCGAUUCUGAAAGGAGCGAUGAUGCUGGAGGGAUCGAAGGCAGUAAAGCCACUCUAAAUGUGGAUAAUACUACGGCUCACUACAGUCCUCGAGCACUCGAGGCAGCCCAGAUUCUUUUCAACAUUCAUAAAGAAGUACUACUACAAGUCUCUUCAUCACAAUUCCACCUCCAAGGCACAGAAAUUAACCAAGAAACAGAACGCGCUAAUCAUGGAUAUAAUCUUGGAGCGCGACAACCUAGCCGCACUCCACAACGAUUACAUUACUGGCAGUCAUCAAGAGACCAGUUUCCAGCGCCUACUGCAGAGCAUCAAGUAAGUCAGGUCCAACAGAGACUUCCCGACGACGACGAGCAUGAAGAGACCUCACACUCCAAUGGCAAACAUGAAGAUGCUAAUGCCAAUGCCAAUGCAGAGGAAACGGAUAUUCAAGACGAUACCCCGUCGACGUCAGAAUCUGAAGGAAGUCCGACAGGGAAAACACAUCGUUCGGUCCAAAGGCGUCUGCGCCUUCUGCUAGAACCCGUGCGAUUCAACGCAGGCAUCGGUCCUUUUGAGAAUAACCACACUGAGGAACGAGUGAGCCGUGACGUGAAUUACAUCGCUGAUCCAGCCGAUUACAGAUUAUAUCGCACUGCCUCAGGUCAGCAACGCCGCGUGAUACGUCAUGGACCGCCGAGUCUGCCCUCGUCGCUGCCAAGGCCCGAUCGGCCUACAAACAUUAGCGAGCACGAGCUCGACCUCAACUUGCACUAUUGGACUAGUGCGGAUGGUUUGAAAAAUGACAUGAAACCGUUUAAGCCAGAUUUGAAUCCAGCACCUCCAAAACCAAGGAAGUGGGAAGAUGUGAUUGCUUUGGCGCAAAGAGAACAAGAGGACGCACAGCGCGGUGUCUCGGCCGCCGCCGGCAAGGCCAAAGGUCAAAAGCGCAAGGCAGCGGGGACCAACCAGAGAGCCAAAGCCGCUGAGAGCACGAAGAAACCAAAGAGCUCGCACGCAAAGCAAAAAGCGACAGCAAGCCGUCGCGGAGCGGGGACGACUCCCACACGGCUUGGAACCUCGUCGCGAGAAACCAGGUCCGCGGCCAAGAGGAAAAAGGGCCAGGCCGCUGAGACCGACAACAGUGACGGAGAUACCCAGUAG
This is a messenger RNA of Cladophialophora psammophila CBS 110553, 1596 nucleotides long. RefSeq lists its product as uncharacterized. Lineage: Eukaryota; Fungi; Ascomycota; Eurotiomycetes; Chaetothyriales; Herpotrichiellaceae. The record is from RefSeq and is a predicted model, not a curated record. Bases 1 to 1596 code for a protein of 531 amino acids. The transcript has a single exon.